Molecule: messenger RNA, 3350 nt
Organism: Fundulus heteroclitus (mummichog)
Lineage: Eukaryota; Metazoa; Chordata; Actinopteri; Cyprinodontiformes; Fundulidae
Gene: gaa
Product: glucosidase, alpha; acid (Pompe disease, glycogen storage disease type II)
Exons: 19
Coding region: 237-3041 (934 amino acids)
Biological process (GO): lysosome organization; glycogen catabolic process
Cellular component (GO): lysosomal membrane
Molecular function (GO): carbohydrate binding; alpha-1,4-glucosidase activity
Source: RefSeq, a predicted model, not a curated record
CUUGCCUUAGUGUUUUUAUCCUCUGUUGCUAACUGUGCAGCUUCUGCUAGCUAUAAACUCGGGACAGCUUUAUUAGCUCAUGACUUCUUCUUUUAAAGUAACAGUUUCAUUUCAGUCCUGCACAGCCUUGCUACGUUAGUUUUUUAAUGACUCAUAUGUUUGUUUAUUUAUUGUUUUGCUAGCUUCACCAUAGCAUGGUUUGCUAACAGGAAUUUCUCAGAGUCUUUUUUUAUAGCAUGGGUAUUUUGUCUAAUUUAACUGUCACCGUGCUCCUCCUUUCUCUGUCUCUAUUAGCGAGUUUACACCUUUUGUUCAGGAACGAGGGUAGACUCGUUAGGUCAGUUCAUUACGACCCUAAUGAGGUCACAGCUCAUAAAAAGCCUGGGUCUUCUUCUUAUUAUUAUUAUCCCGGAGUACCAAAGAGCGAUGGCCCCCCUGAAAGCCUCCAAAGGUCUGGGACUUCCUGGCAAACUGGAUGCAGCGUGGCUCCGGAGAGCCGCUUUGACUGCGGCAGGGACAGGCUGCUGAGCCAGGAGGAGUGUGAGGAGAGGGGGUGCUGCUACGCUCCUCUGCCCGGAUCUGCAGGGCCGCCCUGGUGCUUCUACCCUUCCCCGUACCCGGGCUACACCAUGGGGCGCCUCACCCCCAGCGAGAGGGGCCAGACGGCCACCCUGACCCGGGCCAGCCCAUCCUACCUCCCCAAAGAUGUCUCCACUCUGAGCCUGGAGGCCAUGGAUGAGACUCCGGGCUGCUUUCACCUUGUUCUAAAGGACCCAUCCUCUGAGCGGUAUGAAGUCCCCCUCCCAGCUGGCAGGCCUCAGACUGAAGCCUUUCAGGACCAGGAUGCCCUCUACACCACCCAGUACCAGCACCAUCCCUUCGGCUUCGUAGUCAGACGAAAGUCCAGUGGAAGGGUCCUUGUGAACACCACAGUUGCUCCGCUGCUGUUCGCUGACCAGUACCUGCAGCUCUCCACCUCCCUGGCCUCCUCCCUGGUGUCCGGCCUCGGAGAGCAUUACACCCCUCUGGUCCUGGACCUCAACUGGAAAUCCUUGACUCUUUGGAACAGAGACAUGGCUCCACAUGCUGAAGCGAACCUCUAUGGGUCCCAUCCUUUUUACAUAGUGCAGGAAGAGGAUGGCUUAGCGCACGGGGUUUUCCUUCUCAACAGCAACGCAAUCGAAGUAACGCUGCAGCCGACGCCAGCUCUCACCUGGGUGUCCACUGGUGGAAUCCUGGACCUGUAUAUUUUCUUGGGUCCUGACCCUCAGAGUGUGAUACGGCAGUACCUCCAGAUCAUUGGAUAUCCCAUGAUGCCUCCUUAUUGGUCACUGGGCUUUCAUCUCUGUCGCUGGGGUUAUGCGACUACUAAUGCAACCCGCAUGGUUGCGCAACGCAUGCACAGUGCAAACUUUCCCAUGGAUGUACAGUGGAAUGACCUGGACUAUGCAGACAAGCGAAGGGUGUUUACCUUUGACCCGCUGCGAUUUGGUGAUCUACCAGAGAUGGUGCAGGAGUUUCAUAAGGAAGGCAUGAAGUACAUCCUCAUUCUGGACCCGGGCAUCAGCAGCACCAGCCCCCCUGGAACAUACCCUCCGUUUGAAGACGGCGUGAAACGAGAUGUAUUUCUUAAAAAUGCAACUGGGCAAAUUCUGAUAGGGAAGGUUUGGCCCGGCCCGACAGCGUUUCCUGACUUCACCAACCCAGAGGCCUGGCAGUGGUGGGAGGACUGCAUCAGAGGCUUUUACUCUAAGGUUCCCGUAGAUGGUCUGUGGAUUGAUAUGAAUGAACCAUCCAGCUUUGUCCAGGGAUCAGUGGAGGGCUGCCCUGACAGUGAGCUGGAGAGACCACCGUACACACCCAGGGUGGUCGGAGGCCAGUUGAACUCAGGAACCAUCUGUAUGUCGGCGCAGCAGAAGCUGUCCAGCCAUUACAACCUGCACAACCUGUACGGACUGACCGAAGCUUAUGCAACACACAGUGCUCUGAUGAGGAUUCGGGGGAAGAGACCCUUCGUCUUGUCUCGCUCCUCUUUCCCCGGCAUCGGGCGUUUUUCUGGCGUGUGGACAGGAGACGUGAGGAGUGACUGGGAGCAGCUUCGGUUCUCCAUCCCUGCGGUGCUGCAGUUCAGCCUGUUCGGCGUCCCCCUGGCGGGAGCGGACGUCUGCGGCUUCGGAGGCGACACCACCGAGGAGCUAUGCGUGCGAUGGAUGCAACUUGGUGCCUUUUAUCCGUUUAUGAGGAACCACAACGACAAGCCCAACGCUCCUCAGGAGCCGUACGUAUUUGGGCAGAAGGCCCAAGCAGCCAUGCGGAGUGCGUUGAACCUUCGCUACUCCCUCCUCCCGUUCCUCUACACGCUCUUCCACCAUGCGCACACAUCUGCUGACACUGUUGCCAGGCCCCUCUUCGUGGAGUUUCCCACCGACCCGAACUGCCGGACCACAGACCGACAGUUCCUGUGGGGGAGUUCGCUUCUCAUCAGUCCGGUUUUAGAGCAAGGGGCAGUAGAACUGAGCGCCUACUUACCGGCCGGCACUUGGUACCAACUGCACAACGGUCAGCCGAUCCACAGCGGCGGUCAGUACGUUCAGCUUCCAGCGCCUCUGGAAACGAUCAACGUUCACGUGAGAGAGGGGCACAUCAUCCCCCAGCAGGAGCCUGCUUUGACCACUGCAGCGUCACGCAGAAACCCUUUCUUCCUGACGGUGGCGCUGUCCACGCGUGGCUGGGCGUGGGGGGACUUGUUCUGGGACGACGGAGACAGCCUUAGGACUUUUGAAACACAAAAUUAUUGCUACGUGAACUUCACUGCUGAACAGUCGCAGAUAACCAGCAUCCCUGUAAACCUGAACGGGGCCUUGGCCAAUCUGCUGCUGGGAGGCCUUCAGGUGUUCGGCGUGCCUUCAUCGCCGCUUUAUGUCUUGGCAAAUGGAGAGAAAGUCAGGGACUUUACAUAUCAGGCUGACACCAAGGUUCUGACAGUGACGAGUCUGGCCUUACCCAUGUCAGAGACAUUUACAGUCCAAUGGGUUCUAUAAUGCACUGAAUUUAUGUUAUUUUCUUCUCCUUUGCUCUCUGCAAUGGAAGGCUGCAUUAUUCUGCAGAGAUGUUAUUCAAGCCUUUAAAUGUAAAGGAAAAACCAUAAAUUACACUUUUUCCAACCUUACAAGCUUAUAUUUAAAGAUAGCAAUUUGAUCAUGUUUGUACCUUCCAGGUUUAUGUAAUUUGACUAAAUAUCAGCCAUUUAUUUCUUUUCAGUUGAUUAAAUCAGGACCGUUUAAUGGCAUAUAAAACAGUUUUGUAAAUAUUUUUGUACAAAAUAAAGACAUUUCACUUUUAGACUUUGA